AUGGCUGUAAGCACAGUCCCAGACGAAGAAGACUCACGAGGCCGGUCUGCUAGCCGCUGGUGGGAGGGAAGUGCGAAUGGCUCUCAAGGUCGCGGCAAGAAGAUUGAACGGUCGAAGCGGGAAUCCAAGUACAUGGGAGUUCAACUUACCGAGGCGCAAGAAUACAUGCAGUGGGAGAGUGACAACUACUCCGGAGGUGGUACUCCUGGGCCUAGCGACACGACUCCUGUCGGGGUUUACGGUCCAAAUGAGUACCCUCCUGAGAAGGUCGGCUGGCAUGAACAGGACUUGGGGGGGCAAAUCCCUCCCCCUCCCCCGCUUGGGUACUGGACUCAUUCUGCGCCCGCCACACCGGAUCCGUUCAAGCUGGACGUUUCCAGACUUGUGACCUUGCCACCACCCUAUCCGCGACACCACCCAGCCGUGAACAAUAGCCACCCCGAACUUGGGUCUAUCAGAGCAAAUCUGCGUGCGCUACAAGACCCCGAAGACGCGAACGCCAUCAAAGAGAACUACCGAACUCGUAGUGAUUCGCUGAGGGAAAGGGGCACGAAUGGGGAGAGGAGCCGUCGCGCCGAGCUAAGGGCCGAAAUACAAGACAAGAUUGUCAAGGGCGAGAUGUCUUUCGGAGAGGCAGCCAAGGCUGAGGCCGAGUUCGACACCACCGAAGCUCAGAUUACGCAGAGACGGAUUCAGCAAGACUUUGACAUGUUCCAAAAGGAUGUUAUGACUCCUUUGCAUGCCCUCCUCUCAGAGCGUAUCCGGAAAGCUACAGCUUCAAUCGAGCAAUUGAAGAUUGGCUUGCUAAAUGAGGCCCAGGCGACGAGUCCGAACCAAACACAAGAAGAGGGAGAUGAGCAGCCUGAGCUUCUUGAAAAACUCACCCUCCUCAAGUGGCUGUUCGAAGGCCGUGAGCAGUUGUACAAAGAGCUUUUCGAGCUUGAGGCUCAGCGGAACAAUCUCUACAAGACACUCGUCGUCACACCAUAUGCUGCCGCCAAGAACAACGAUAAGGUCCGCGAGGCCGAAGAUUUCUUUGCCAAAGACGCUCAUGAGCGUAAGGUUGCACAUGAAAAACAGUCGUUGAAACGCUUUGAGGAUUUCCACGCGACUGUGGAAGAAAGCGUCACUCGCGGGGUUGAGGAUCAGCUCUCGGCGUUUUGGGACAUUGGGCCAGGCCUUUUGGACAUCGUCCAGAAGAUUCCCGAGACGCUGACAGACGAUUUCGAAAUUUUGAUUCCGCCGAUGGAGUUCGAAGAGAACCCGAGCUACCACGACCACCCGCUGCAGUACCUCUUCAGCCUGCUCUCCCACGCGCAAAAAUCUGCUUACCAGUUCAUCGAAAGCCAGACAAACCUGCUGUGUCUACUUCACGAGGUCAAGACUGGCGUCAUGACAGCGAACACGAAGCUCCUCGGCACGCAACGAGUGUUGGAGGGUGAGGAAAGGCAGGCUGUGGACGAGGAGAUGAGCAUGAUCAGUCGCGACGAAGAGCAAAGGCUGACGGAGGACCUCAAGGAGAAGGUCAACUUGGUGGAGGAGCAGUGGAGGGAGGCCCUGGGGAAAGGCAUAGAAGACUGCAUGAACCGGGUGCAGGUGUUCCUGUUGGAGAGGGGUGGCUGGGACGAAAGUUUGCAAGAUUAG
Messenger RNA from Lasiodiplodia theobromae, 1644 nucleotides. RefSeq names its product Protein lifeguard 2. The record is from RefSeq and is a predicted model, not a curated record. The transcript has a single exon. The coding region runs from base 1 to 1644 and encodes 547 amino acids. Lineage: Eukaryota; Fungi; Ascomycota; Dothideomycetes; Botryosphaeriales; Botryosphaeriaceae.